UGUGGCAAGUCAGUAAAAAAUUGAAUAAAUAUGAGGAUGCACAACUCCUUGUUUCAGGGUUAGGGCUGGCUCCCUGGGACUGUAGUUUGGGCUCUCACGUCCUGCAGUAAACCAAUAGCUAGUCAAACGGAUUUUAAUCCACAGGAUUAAUAACAAUUACCAGGGACCAUGGUGGGAAUGAAGCCCUCCGAUACACCCCCUACCCUGGGGGUGAAGCUGCUGAGUGCUGGCUCAGCGGCCUGCAUCGCUGACCUGGUCACCUUUCCCCUGGAUACAGCCAAAGUCAGACUCCAGAUUCAGGGAGAGAAGGUGGCGUCGGAAGCUACCAAGGGCAUCCGCUACAGGGGGGUGUUUGGGACAAUCAGUACCAUGAUCCGGACGGAGGGGCCCAGGUCGCUGUAUAACGGUCUGGUGGCGGGCUUACAGAGACAGAUGUGCUUUGCCUCCAUCAGGAUCGGCUUCUAUGACAACGUCAAAAACUUCUACUCUGGCGGCGCAGACACUGCAAAUAUUGGUAUCCGUAUCUUGGCCGGCUGCACCACAGGGGCCAUGGCUGUGUCUUUCGCCCAGCCCACGGACGUGGUGAAGGUCCGCUUCCAGGCUCAGGUCAACCUGACCGGGGUGGCUCGUCGCUACACGGGCACCAUGCAGGCCUACAAACACAUUUUCAACCACGAGGGCAUCCGCGGGCUCUGGAAAGGCUGUCUACCCAACAUCACUAGGAACGCUCUGGUCAACUGCACAGAGCUUGUGACCUAUGACCUCAUCAAGGAGGCCAUUCUUAGGCACAACCUGUUGUCAGAUAACCUCCCGUGUCAUUUUGCUUCUGCGUUCGGCGCCGGCUUCGUUACCACCUGCAUUGCCUCUCCGGUGGACGUGGUGAAGACACGAUACAUGAACUCUCCGCCGGGCCAGUAUAAGAGUGCCAUCAACUGUGCCUGGACCAUGGCCACCAAAGAGGGACCCACGGCCUUCUACAAAGGAUUUGUGCCCUCAUUUCUAAGGCUGGGCUCAUGGAACGUUGUGAUGUUUGUGUCGUUUGAGCAGCUCAAGAGAGUCAUGAUGGUAGGAAAGCAGAAGAUGGAGGACAAAAGUUAACUUCAUUCCUAAUGAUGACAAGCGCACAAACCCUAGCCAUAUUGAGUUGGACCCACAAUGUAGUGUAGACUACAGGAACACUAUGGACCACGAUCCAUAACGUUAAGAUUCCUAUGUGUUCGUCAGCAUGUUGUAUGAAUAAUGAGGAAUCCUUUGUUAAAAAAGGAGUUGUGAAAGUGCAUUUGAAGUGCAUCUACCUUGGAGAACAGUUUUAUUUUCUCUAUUGUUAUUUAUUUUGACCUAUACUUCUCCUACGGUCUCAAACCAGUCCACGGAGACCUCUAGCCAUUCUCUAUAGUGUAUUUAGCACACCUGCCAAAUGUGAACUAAUCAGCAAGCUGCUGUUACUUUAAAUCAGAUGUACUAGGGUUAGGAUACAGAGUACUCUAGGAACGACUAGAGUUAAGGCAGCCCCCUCCGCAACGCUCUGAUUCAGAGGGGUUGGGUUAAAUGCGGAGGACACAUUUCAGUUGAACGCAUUCAGUUGUGCAACUGACUAGGUCUCCCCCUUUCUCUUAAUUCCCCCCCAAAACUUUUAAUUAGUUAUAGUUUAAUAAUUAGUAUUUAGAUGGAGGUAAUUUGCAAUAUAUUGAACUUAAUAAAUAUACUUUGUUUGUCUGUGUUCAUUGUAUUGUUCAUUACACCAUCCAUUUAAUCUCAAUCUCGGGCCUGACAGCUGACAGUCAUCACACACACAUCCAAAAACAUCACAUCAGAAGUUUAAUUUAUUAACACUGGACAUGUGUCAGUCGUUACAAAGAUCCAUACUGGGUCUACAAAAUGUCAAAUCAUCUUAAAAAAAAAAAAAAUCAGGGCCCACGGCCUAUAAAUAACAGACAAAAUACCAUACAAAGUCAGCUUUCAGCAAAGACAAUAUUGUACGAAUGUGUGGAAUAGGCAGCGGCGUAAUAACCAGUAAUCUCAGCACCACCUAUUGAAAUGUAUUGACAACGACGGUAUCAAUUCAAACGCAUUAAAACAUGCACAGAGCUCUCAGUGUCUGAGUAAGUAGUACAACCACUGAGCAUUAGGUAAACAAAUUAUUCCUUAGUUGUAAGUCUACUACGAUAUAAAUUCCCUCUCUGGACACAUAUUUGAUUCCUGAGCAAGAAGGACAAAUACGAGAAUGAGUAGGCAAAGUUAUUAUGAAUACAUGCGAGACGGCACUUGUUGACUUUGUUAAAUAAAUUCAAACCUAGUUACCAGCUAGUUAAUAUUAUUCACCAAUCUCAAUUUCCUCUAAAACUAUUAUGUAAUUCCUUUCCAUGUCCACUGAAAAGUACACAGCCAAUCAACUACAUAGAACUAGUGCCCUACUAUUUUAUUUCCCCUUUUGUAAUAUUUGAAGCAUUGGAAUGGUCAUUAUUUGAGGCAGAGGGUUGAAUUCCAGUCACUUGGUCUUAUUUAUUUCUAAAAACUACUAAAGUCACUAAUUUAUAC
Oncorhynchus mykiss (rainbow trout) is the source of this 2538-nucleotide messenger RNA. Its product is annotated as dicarboxylate carrier UCP2. Lineage: Eukaryota; Metazoa; Chordata; Actinopteri; Salmoniformes; Salmonidae. Gene Ontology annotation, biological process: transmembrane transport. The record is from RefSeq and is a predicted model, not a curated record.